This is a messenger RNA of Marasmius oreades (fairy-ring Marasmius), 1643 nucleotides long. RefSeq lists its product as uncharacterized. Gene Ontology annotation, molecular function: zinc ion binding. Lineage: Eukaryota; Fungi; Basidiomycota; Agaricomycetes; Agaricales; Marasmiaceae. The coding region runs from base 41 to 823 and encodes 260 amino acids. The transcript has 4 exons. Gene Ontology annotation, cellular component: cytoplasm. The record is from RefSeq and is a predicted model, not a curated record.
ACCGUAACUGUAACGCGCGCAGCUCUUGUCUCUCACCUCCAUGUCACCAACGCUCGAUAUCGGACGUCAGUGCGCUGUUUGUCCUCAGGUUGACUUCUUACCCAUACGUUGUGACUGCGAGAAAUAUUUCUGUAAGGACCAUAUAACCCCCGACGCCCACGCCUGUCCAGCCAUUGCGCACAAAGCCCAGGUUGACUUUGACGCAAAGUUGCAACGGUGCCAUCUGGAGCUGUGUAAAAAGCCCAGCCUCAAACUUUCCUCCGAUUCUUCUGUAUGUUGCCCGCAUUGUGCACAAAACUUUUGUGUAGAACACCGGCAUCCGAGUACUCACAAUUGUACAGUCCUCCCUCCUGUUCUACCAAAGAACGAAGCUGCUCGUACACUUCUCGCGAAACACUUCCCUUCGACUUCUUCACAAAAGUCGAGAACAUCGCCCAGUCUUAACAAUCCAACCAAAGCCAACGAUGCGAAGUCGGCUCAGCUUCGGAAGCUCAACGCAAUGAAAAUGCGGCACAAAGCCAUCCCAGUUGAUCCACAGGAGAAAGCCACUGUUCCCGUAGAACAACGUCGCUUCGUAAAAGCAAAACUCGAGGAGGCCGGUGAGGAGAAGGUGUUUUGGACACGGAAGACGAUUUCUAUCGGGAGGUUCUUCGAUUUACUAGCCGCCAGACUAGCGGUUCCCGUGUCUCGAUUGAACCAAUAUCGACUCUACAGAUGUGCAGGCGAUCGACGAGUCCCACUGGAAAACGAUAAAAUGUUCGCGGACGAAGUGGACGAUGGAGCACUGUUGGUCGUGGUUCCCCACAACCUGAACAAUGAAUGAUUAAUGAGACCUCGCGCACCCAAUGAUAAUCAAGUUGCUGUUGCUUUGUAUCUAAGCACAAGUCACAAAGACACUCCUCGAUACCAUGACAGCAAUUGACAGAUGUAAUAUUCUGUCUUCCGUUUCCCCCAGCCAUGGCUGACAUCCAGCACACGUCAAUGGGACCAAAGGAUCCCCUCUCGAUAUCUCAUCUAGCCCAAAAGAGAGCCACGCACCCACGUCCAUACGCAAGCUUCUCAACGCAGCCAGGUUGGGUGUGUCCCGGUCAUUUGGACGCAGGUCCAGGAAAUGAAGGAUGCCGGCUUGUUUUACUUCAUAUCCAAAUCAUUGAACGUAUGGCAUAAGAAUGAUACAUGAGGAUACGAUCAAUGGACGGAGGGUCUGGGACCUGGGAAAGACCAUGUGGUAAUUCUGAAGCAGUAUGCUAGUGCAUUUCUUGGAACCAGUUUGGCUUCAACAGUGGUGAUUUGUGGUGUCAGCACGGUUCAGGCCAAUGGCGAGCACAUGUAUCUGAUCCAUCUAUUUCAGUGCCAUAUGAUGAUUCACAUACAGGUUGCGGCAAUCGAAGCGCAGAAAUACAUAACGCAAAUCUAUUUGACUUGCAUGCUACAUAUGUAGACGUCGUAUCAGAGAAAGAUGCCAUUGACAAGCUUGAAGCCGGGUGCAAGCAUAUCUAGAGUCGAGAAGCUGGGAUACAGGUCGCGAUAGCAGAACUACGGGUCAAAGAAUUUAAUUAUAAAGGGGCGUCCUCUUGCCGUUUGUCCUGUGAAAGUUGUGCAGAUAAGUAUGUAAUUAUACCAAUGCCAACACGAUUCCCUGC